AUGAGUGUUAGACGCCAGCUAACAAGAACCGAUUGCUAUCACGGCAAUAUCGGCCGAAAGAAUGCAGAAGAAGAACUUAGAAAAUCUAUCUAUGAAGUUGGUACUUUUUUAAUACGAAGUAGUACGGACAAACCAAAUUACGCUCUAUCGCUAAAAAGUCCGCUAAAACAAUCUAUAGCUCAUUAUUUAAUUUUAUGGCACGGCCCAAUUUAUCAACCGUUUUACAGCAUCGAAGGUGGCCCACUCUUUCCCAAUAUCAGUCAAUUAAUCUCGUUCUAUACCCGCUCCAAUGAAGGUUUGCCUUGUACUUUAGGCUUUUCAGUUAUUAGUAAUCCGAUGCCAAGACUACAGCAACCACCAGCUUAUCCGGAAACACUUAUUGAUAAGAUCCAUGUGGCAGCAUUUGCUGGCGAUUUAACUACAAUUCAAGAGUUAGUCAGUUUAAAUCCGAACUGUGUUAACAUUAGAAAUGCCAUGCAAUGUACACCCUUACAUGUAGCCUGUCUGUGCUGUCAUGAAAAUGUCGUCAUUGAACUAUUGAAAGCCAAAGCCGACGUUGAUGCCGUAGACAUCAGAGGAUAUACGCCGUUAAUGUAUGCCGCAACUGUUGGUCAUACGACUAUAUGCCAGAAAUUAUUAAAUGAUGGAGCCAACUUGGCCCAACGUAGUCCUGUUACUGGAAGAUAUGCACUUCAUGAAGUAGCAAUGAGAGGAUAUCACAAUUGCUUACAACUAUUAUUGGAUAGAGGAGCUCCAUUACUGGCUACUUCAUAUGAUAAUAAAACUCCUUUAGAUAUUGCGAGAUUCUGGAAUCGAGAAGAAUGUUGCAAUAUCCUAGACCGGGAAAGUAAGAGGGAAACUGGAACUAUGGAUGGCGAUUGGUUGCACCAGGACAUUUCUGAUGAAGUAAAAUUUUUACGAUUCAAUCAGUUAACUGAUCAUGCAAGAAUAUGUACUAAAUUAGAGUAA
This is a messenger RNA of Trichoplax adhaerens, 969 nucleotides long. RefSeq lists its product as uncharacterized. The transcript is spliced from 3 exons. Lineage: Eukaryota; Metazoa; Placozoa; Uniplacotomia; Trichoplacea; Trichoplacidae. Gene Ontology annotation, molecular function: protein binding. Bases 1 to 969 code for a protein of 322 amino acids. The record is from RefSeq and is a predicted model, not a curated record.